Sesamum indicum (sesame) is the source of this 2062-nucleotide messenger RNA. NCBI's taxonomy places the organism in Eukaryota, Viridiplantae, Streptophyta, Magnoliopsida, Lamiales, Pedaliaceae. The record is from RefSeq and is a predicted model, not a curated record.
UCUUAGAUCCAAAGCAUCUGCUGCUCUCAGAAACCUUCGUAUCAAAACCUUUUGAUCUACUUUCUUCAAUUCUUGACUUUGCCUUACUACUCUACACAUAUAUAAAAGAGAGAGAAAAGAUUUAAUUUUCAGUUCUCUGCUGAAAUUCUCUGCGUUUGGAGCAGCGUUUCUUCUCCGGCAUUUGGGAUCACGUAGGCGGAGCCUCGCCCAGAUCUAGCCGCCUUCAGUGACUCAGUCUAUUAUCAAAUCCUAGUCCUUAGCUGCUACAGCCUGCCCAAGUGGUUGGCUGGUGAAGAACGGGAUGAUAGAGUGCAGUGUCUGUCAUUCCAAACUGGUUUCUCCAUCCGCGAAGGCUGUUUCACGAGCAUAUGAUCGACACAGGAGCAAGGUAUCAUCAAAGCAACGGGUGCUUAACUUCCUCCUCGUUGGCGGUGAUUGCGUCCUAGUUGGUUUGCAGCCUGUUUUGGUUUAUAUGUCUAAGGUGGAUGGUCGCUUCAAGUUCAGCCCUAUUAGUGUCAACUUUUUGACGGAGGUUGCAAAAGUUCUUUUUGCAAUUUUGAUGCUCAUAAUCCAGGCUAGGCAACAAAAGGUUGGUGAAAAGCCGCUUCUCUCAAUUUCCACAUUUAUUCAGGCUGCUCGCAGCAAUAAGCUUCUUGCUGUUCCUGCCCUUCUUUAUGCUAUAAAUAACUAUCUGAAGUUCAUUAUGCAGCUAUAUUUUAACCCUGCAACAGUGAAAAUGUUGAGCAAUCUAAAGGUUUUAGUUAUUGCUGUACUUCUGAAGUUCAUAAUGAGACGCCGAUUUUCAAUAAUUCAGUGGGAGGCUCUUGCUUUGUUGCUGAUUGGGAUUACUAUAAAUCAGCUAAAAUCCUUCCCUGAGGGUACCACUGCUUUGGGUCUUCCAGUUACAACUGUUGCAUAUGUAUACACACUGAUAUUUGUGACUGUUCCUUCUAUGGCCUCAGUCUUCAAUGAAUAUGCCCUGAAAAGCCAAUAUGAUACCAGCAUUUAUCUUCAGAACUUGUUUUUAUAUGGGUAUGGAGCUUUAUUCAACUUUCUUGGGAUUAUUGGAUCUGCCAUCUUUAAAGGUCCCAGCAGCUUUAAUAUAUUGGAAGGGCAUUCAAAAGCUACAAUGCUUUUGAUAUGUAAUAAUGCUGCACAGGGAAUUCUAUCCUCCUUUUUCUUCAAAUAUGCUGAUACGAUUUUGAAGAAGUAUUCGUCAACUGUUGCCACAAUAUUUACAGGCAUAGCAUCUGCUAUUUUGUUUGGCCAUACUUUGACCAUAAACUUUAUGUUAGGGAUUUCAGUAGUCUUCAUUUCGAUGCACCAGUUCUUUUCACCUCUUGCAAAAGCCAAGGAUGACCAACAAAAUGGGGUGCUUGAGAGAGUGGAUGUACAGGAUAAUCAUAGGUAUUCACUUUUUAAUAUUAAAAUAAUUGCUUACUUGAAGCAUAGUAAUCUUUCGCUGGUCUUUUUGUUAAUUGUGUAAGAGAGGAUGCUUCUUCCAAAGUUCUCUUCUCUUGCAUGAAAAAAAUUGAAGGUUCAAUGGUAUAAAUAAGUACUGUUCUUAGACUUACCCUGUAUGUUAAAUGUGCCAAUAAUCUUUUGACUCACUCUCAUUUAGUUUAAACUUUUAUUUCUUGUGGAGGGGCUUCAAAGCUACUAAUUCUACUCUUUAACUUCUAUGUGGGUUGAGACUGGAGCACACCAUCUAAGUAUAUUAACAUGGUUUUGCUACUGAAUGCACUUAUAAAACAUUGAUAAGUUUCCUGUUUAUUUUGUGGAUUCCUGGAUAUUAACAUCCAUUUCUUCUUUGGAUGUGCUCGUAAAUCCAUUAUGAUUCUUUGUAGCAAGCAACUGUAUUCUGUUUUUAGCAAGCUGUGAGGGUGGAGAUUGGUUUUGGGGAGGGGAAAUGGCAGGGCAGGCACUUCUGACAUGGGUCCAAUUGAAGUCCUGAUCACUUUUUACACAUGUUUGGUCCUGUGGCUUUUAUUCCAUUUUCAGUCGUUUUUUCUCAAAUUUUCUUUUACAAUGUUUCUGAAUUACAUCAUUGCAUACUCCGACA